Molecule: messenger RNA, 1086 nt
Organism: Sordaria macrospora k-hell
Lineage: Eukaryota; Fungi; Ascomycota; Sordariomycetes; Sordariales; Sordariaceae
Molecular function (GO): mannan endo-1,4-beta-mannosidase activity
Source: RefSeq, a predicted model, not a curated record
AUGAAGUCCUUGUUCACCCUCGCCCUCGGCUUGCUAUCAUUGGUCUCAGCUGCGCCUCCCACUGUCAAUGGCACACGCUUCUCCAUCGACGGCAAAACGGGGUACUUUGCCGGUACCAACUCGUACUGGAUCGGCUUCCUAACCAAAAACCGAGAUGUCGACACCGUCCUUGACCACAUCUCCUCCUCCGGACUCAAAAUCCUGCGCAUCUGGGGCUUCAACGACGUCACCCGCAAGCCAGCCUCCGGCACCGUGUGGUACCAGCUCCUCUCCUCGUCCGGUUCCCAGAUCAACACCGGUGCCGAUGGCCUGCAGCGCCUGGACUACGUCGUCCAGUCCGCCGAAAAGCGUGGUGUCAAGCUCAUCAUUAACUUUGUCAACAACUGGAGCGACUACGGCGGCAUGCCAGCCUACGUGACUGCAUUCGGAGGUUCCCAGGAGAGCUGGUACACCAACAGUCGGGCGCAGGCGCAGUACAAGGCCUACAUUGCCGCUGUUGUCAACCGCUAUAUCAACUCUUCCGCUGUCUUUGCCUGGGAGCUGGCGAACGAGCCCCGCUGCAAGGGAUGUAGCACUGAUGUUAUUUACAAGUGGGCAACUGACAUCUCAGCUUACAUCCGCAGUUUGGAUUGCAACCACAUGAUCACCCUCGGAGACGAAGGGUUUGGACUUCCCGGGGCGACCAGCUAUCCGUAUCAAACCAGCGAAGGCGUGGAUUUUGUCAAGAAUCUGGCCAUUAAGAACUUGGAUUUUGGCACUUUCCACUUCUAUCCGCAAAGCUGGGGGGUGGGCAAUGCUGUUGGUGCAGCUUGGAUCAAAGACCAUGCCUCGGCUUGCAAGAAGGCCGGGAAGCCUUGUCUAUUUGAGGAGUAUGGCACCUCAACCGAUCACUGCACCAUCGAGCGACCUUGGCAACAAGCCUCCCUCCAAGCUGCCACGGAGGGCAUGGCAGCUGACUUGUUUUGGCAAUGGGGAGAUAAUCUGAGCACGGGGCAGACACACAAUGACGGGAACACGAUCUAUUAUGGAUCAGCCGAUGCCACUUGCUUGAUUACCGAGCAUGUCAGGGCCAUCAACUCCCUCUAG